Molecule: messenger RNA, 2181 nt
Organism: Lodderomyces oxycetoniae
Lineage: Eukaryota; Fungi; Ascomycota; Pichiomycetes; Serinales; Debaryomycetaceae
Gene: PUS7
Product: pseudouridine synthase
Exons: 1
Coding region: 1-2181 (726 amino acids)
Biological process (GO): pseudouridine synthesis
Cellular component (GO): nucleus
Molecular function (GO): RNA binding; pseudouridine synthase activity
Source: RefSeq, a predicted model, not a curated record
AUGUCAGAACAGCUCAAGAGAAUUGUUUCGUCAGAAGAAAUUGUUUCAUCAGUCAAGAAACAAAAGAAAAUCAGUACUAGUGGAGUAGCAUCGGCUAUUACUGAAGCAGAUGUUGGUAUUACCAGAUUUGUCAACAGCCAAACAAUUGGCUUUCAAGCAGCUAUAAAGACAUUAUAUUCAGACUUCCAAGUUAAUGAGAUCCAACCAAAUGGAACGGUGGUACAUUUGGUAGAUGAGGGUUUAGAAACUGGGAAAUCCAACCGGGAAAAAAGGUUAGAAAAAAGAGCUAAAGAACGCGAGGAACUCAAGGGGAAGUCACAAGAGGAAAUAGCAAAGAUUAUGGAAGAGAGAGAAGCUUUGAAGGAAAAUGAACCAAAGUAUACCUUGUCUGAAGAAGAUAAGACCGAGCUUCUUUCCUAUAUCACUAAUGAAGAGCUACAGAAUAUUGAAGACUUGUUUUCCACAGGGAACAAUACCGAGACAAAAACGCAAUUCCACGAUAAAGAACAAAGAACAAAGUUGCACCAAUUAUUUCGUAAAGCGUUUCAAGGUAAAUUGGAGACAGUUACCUCGAGUGAAAAUACAUUUAGAAUAGCAAUUGCAAAAAGGAAAGGAGGGUUCAGCCGAGGAGACGCAAGAAACAGUAAUGGCCAGGAGAGUAUGCAUCAUAUUGACGAAAAUGGUGUUGUUAAUUAUGGCUUGGGUCCAUUCAAGCCAUAUCUACAUUUCACUGUUUUUAAAAAGAAUCGCGACACAAUGGAUGUAGCAAAUACUAUUGCCAAGAUGAUACGUGUACCAAACAAAUCCAUUACAUUUGCAGGUACAAAAGAUCGUCGUGGCGUCACUUGUCAAAGAUUUAGUAUACAUCGUGGCAAAGUACUAAGAGUAAAUGCAUUGAACAAGAUGCCAAACUCAAACUUCAAACUAGGCUCGUUUACUUAUGAGGAUGAGCCUUUGAAAUUGGGCGACUUGUUGGGAAAUGAAUUUCUUAUUACUUUGAGAGAUGUGAAACCUGUUUCAUCGAUUUCGACUUUGAUUUCGGCUAAUGAUGAUGUCAAUAUCAAGGACAUUAUCGAGCAAUCAUUUACAAGCUUAAAACAAAAGGGGUUUAUAAAUUAUUUCGGUAUGCAACGGUUUGGGUCCUUUUCUGUACAAACUCACGAACUUGGUGCAGCCUUGCUACAAGAAGACUGGCAAAAAUGUGUUGAUUUGCUAUUAUCUGAGCAAGAAAUAACUGCUCCUGGAACUCUCGAUGCAAGAAAAGUAUGGGCAGACACUAAAGAUGCAAGAAAAGCCAUGAAGGUUCUCCCUAGACAUUACGUUGCUGAGUAUAGUAUAUUGAAAACUUUGGCUAACGAAAAGCAAAACCAAGAUGGUUCAUUUAAUCGCCAUUCUUAUUUUCAGAGUAUUUUAGCUAUUCCGAAAAACUUACGAAUGAUGUACGUACAUGCUUAUCAAUCGUACGUUUGGAACUUGGUAACGUCAAAAAGGAUAGAAAUGUUUGGACUACAAGUACAAGAAGGUGACUUGGUAUUAGAGGAGGAGACUACUAGUUUGAACAAAAGUUGCGAUCCUGUAAAAGAUGAAGACGAUUUUGAAGAGGAUGUUGCCGAAUCGAGAGAGGUGCCGGUAAGAGCAAUAACUAAAGAGGAUAUUGAAAGUAACCGAUACACUAUUUUCGACGUUGUUUUACCUACACCAGGAUACAUGGUUCAGUAUCCAACAAAUGAAAAAUUGGUACAGGUAUAUAUAGACACGAUGUCAAGGGAUAAUAUAGAUCCGUUCAACUUGACAAGGAAAAACAAGGAGUUUUCGUUAACUGGGACAUAUAGGAAAAUAGUAACCAAGCCAAUAGAUUUAUCCUAUGACUUGAUUAGUUAUAGUGAUGAUUCUGCAUUGUUGGUACGUACAGACGAGGAGAUUUACGAAAUGAAGAAAGAGGAAUUAAAAGAGGGCAAGUCGGUGGAGGAAAUUGGUAGACUCAUACCACAAUUAAAAGAUGCUACUGCUGAUGGUGAUGCUGGUGAUGCUGCUGGUGAUGCUGCUACGGCUACUACGGCUACUGCUACUCCUGAGAAAUUGGCUGUGGUGUUGAAAAUGCAAUUAGGUGUCAGCUCUUAUGCUACAAUGGCAUUAAGAGAGUUUAUGAAAAUUGACACAACUAGAAAUGAAGCUUUAUAG